Molecule: messenger RNA, 2643 nt
Organism: Macadamia integrifolia
Lineage: Eukaryota; Viridiplantae; Streptophyta; Magnoliopsida; Proteales; Proteaceae
Product: CSC1-like protein ERD4
Exons: 2
Coding region: 390-1589 (399 amino acids)
Cellular component (GO): plasma membrane
Molecular function (GO): calcium-activated cation channel activity
Source: RefSeq, a predicted model, not a curated record
AAUAUAGUUACAAAAAAUAUUAUGGGGGAGGUAUGAGAGAAAAUAUGUUCAGCUAAAUUUAUAUCACAUAUUAUGGGGAGUAGUAGAAAGAGAAACUACUUCCCCUAUACCUUUGUGUUUGGUCAGCUUUAGUCUGAUUGGCAUUUCUAGAUCAAGCUUUUGGCUGUUCAUCUUGAAGGUACUUAUUAGGAUCCCUGGGUGCUCUGCUUUGAGAAUGCUUGCAUUUGAUGCUCAAAGGUUGCUCAAUCCAUAUGAAAUAUUGUUAUUUGCAUCACUUGACGUACAUUUUCUCUAGCCAACUGACUUUUGUGGAUUCUGUUUGAGAUCCAUAAGUGGGGCAAAGUUGCAACUGAAAACUGAUUAGCUUUACAGUAUAGUGAGUAGCACUUAUGACUUCAUUUUUUAUCCAGGCCAACAACAUUUGGGAAGAGUUGGAAGGAUAUAGAAAGAAGCUUGCCCGUGCUGAAGCCAUUUUCGCUGCCACAAAAAGAACAGGAACAGCAGAAGGAACAAGACCGACAAACAAAAUUGGCUCCUUUGGUCUCAUAGGGAAAAAAGUAGACACAAUAGAUUACUGCAAUGAGAAAAUUAAUGAACUGUUCCCAAAACUAGAAUCUGAGCAGAAGACUACCAUUAGAGAGAAGCAGCAAGCAGCAGCUAUUGUCUUCUUCAACAGCCGUCUGGCUGCAGCUUCUGCAGCUCAGGCUGUUCAUGCACAGAUGCCUGACUCAUGGACAGUUACAGAAGCUCCUGAACCCCGUCAACUAAUAUGGAGAAAUUUUACAAUUAAGUUUUAUGAGAGAACGAUACGACAAUGUAUUGCUUAUGUGGUUGUGGCUUUGAUUAUAUUUUUCUUCAUGAUUCCAAUUGCGAUCGUCUCUGCAUUCACGACUCUGGACAAUCUAAGAAGUUUACUUCCAUUCUUGAAGGCUGUUCUUGACAUUGCAGCGGUUAAGACAGUAUUGCAAGCUUACCUACCUCAGAUUGCACUUAUUGUGUUCCUGGCUUUGUUACCAAAGUUUCUUAUGAUGUUCUCCAAGGCCGAAGGAAUCCCUUCUGAGGCUCAUGCUGUGAGAGCCACCUCAGGAAAGUAUUUCUAUUUCAUAGUGUUAAAUGUUUUUAUUGGAGUAACUGUUGGUGGGACCCUAUUUGGUACAUUGAAGACCAUAGAGAAAACUCCGAACAAAGCCGUACAUAUUCUGGGUAAAUGUAUUCCUGCUAAUGCAACCUUCUCUGUGACCUUUGUGGCAUUGAAGUUUUUUGUUGGCUAUGGGCUUGAGCUUUCCCGUUUGGUUACUCUGAUCAUUUUCCAUUUAAAGAGGAAAUUUAUGUGUAAAACUGAAGCUGAGCUGAAAGAAGCCUGGGCUCCUGGGGAUUUUGGUUACGCUACAAGGGUUCCAAGUGACAUGCUAAUCAUCACCAUUGCCCUCUGUUACUCUGUGAUAGCUCCUAUUAUCAUUCCAUUUGGUGUGGCAUACUUUGGCCUUGGAUGGCUUAUUCUCCGGAACCAGGUUUGUCAAGAUACUCAUUACUUUCUAUUCCCGAGUAUCCAGAACCUUCAGAGCAAUUUGGAAGGAGUUCUAUUUUAAGUUUUGUGAGGAAUGCUUUGGUCUGAAUGAAAACUUUUGCUGUACCCCCCUCCCCCCCUACCCUAGGAGGUUUUCCAGGCCAACCUUAAAACCUAAUCAUCUAAUUACUCAUCGGGUUUUGAAGAUUGGGUGUGGAUGGGGCAGAUACGGAUGUUUUGCUGGACCUUUGCACACCUCUGCAAGUUUGAUGUUGGACCAAUUGGUUGAAGGAUUACUUCUAUUAUCUCCCCUUAAAAUUGGAUGUGCUUUUCACUUUCCCUCCCUCCCCUGGUAGAAGGGUAUUCUUAGGACUCUUUUUGUUGAUGUGGUCACCCUAUUCCAUCAUUCUUGCACUUUUGACAUUUCCUUCUUACAGCCUCUAAUAGUGUAUGUUCCUUCAUAUGAAAGCUAUGGCGCAUGUGGCCCCACAUGCAUGUACGUAUUCUUGCGGCUCUAAUUAUUUUCCAAAUUACAAUGUUCGGCUUCUUUGUGCUGAAGGAAUUCGUUGAGACGGUUUUGUUGAUUCCCCUUCCCAUAUUAACUCUCCUAUUCAGUUUUGUAUGUUCGAAGAAAUUUUACCGAUCAUUCAGCCACACUCCUCUUGAGGUUGCCAGCCAUGAAUUGAAGGAGAUCCCUAACAUCGAAUCCAUCUUCAAAGCGUUCAUCCCAACAUGUUUGAGAUCAGAAAAGUUCGAUGAUGGUGGUGACCAGUUUGAGGACGCUCUCGCUCAAUUUUCAAGAACUGGAUCAGCCGUUUGAUGUAAAUACUUGAAAAACAUGUAUGUUCAUAUAAUACCGUGUCUUUUCUUUAGUAGAUAUUGGACCUUUAGUUGGCAUGAUUUGUUCUAUUGAUGAUUAGUUCUAGGAAUCAUUUGUUUCAGACAUCAGCAGCCUGUACAUCCCUAUAGUGUGAGAAGUUUAUCUCUCUGUCUAAUUUGAGUAGUAAGUUUUCCCUUGUUGGUUAGUACCAGCUGGUUGCAUUUUAUACGAUAGUGUGAGCUCUUUGUUUCUAUCUAAUUUGAGUUGUAAGUUUUCUCUUGUUAUUGAUUAAUUAAUACCAGCUGUUUUUGUUUUA